AUGGCUAAAUCACUCCAACGCACACCUCAUCUGAAGCCCGUGACCGUCAACCUCUUCUGUACUCAUUGCGACAGCCAGCUUGGUGUUUUCGAGAAUGAGUGGACUCGACUAACGUCCUCGUACAUGCGACCAGCGCGCGUCGGUCAACAUCGUGCCACUGAAAUUGGUCAGAAAACUCAAGUGGUUCCAAAUGGAGCGGUUCAACAAGCCGCCGAAGGCUGCACAAUGGCAGAGGUUUUUUGCAAGAAAUGUUCAACCCCAGUAGCACAGUAUUGUAAAGCUGCCCCAAAGCCGGAGCAGGCGCAAUUGGUCCGUCAAUAUUUCUACAAGUUAUCGAGAACCUACCUCCGAAGAAGCGACAAUGACCUGCGGACAGAUCCGGUCUUCAGCUCGUUGGGAGAGCCACCGCAUGGAAGUGGUAGCUUCAGUGUGCCUCCGCGACCAAAAUCGCUUUCCGGUCUCAGAUCGUCACAAGCUCCCUUGCGAAAUUCAUUUACACCGUCGCGCACAUUGCUGUCCUCACAGACCCCGCUACGCAGCCGAGAAUCCUCGAUAUUUGCCAAUCUGUCUUUCACAGAGCCUGAACAGCCACUUGAUAUAAAAGUUGCCGCGCUAAGUGAGAGGCUUAGGCAUCAGGAGGAAAAGAUCGCAGCCAGCGAUCAACGCAAUAAAACGCGCGAUGCUCAGAUUCAGGCUCUUGCCGAAGAGCUGGCUAGUUUUCGCGGGGACUUGGACGAUCUGCAAAUUACAGCUGGUGAUUUACAAGCGCAGUUACUGACAAAAUUGGCUGAAGGGCCAGAUCAAACCAGCUUUGACAGCAAUCUGAAGCAGAUGUGCACUUUCACAAAUAAUGUGUUCUCGUUUUCGAGCGAGUUGGAAAACUUAAGGACUGAAAAUGCAGCAUUAAAAGCGAAGCUUGGUGUCAUCAAAUCCCCUCCGAGAGCAAUAAUAGCAGAAACAGAAAGCCUCAACGCCCUCGGCAAAAGGAAACGUAACAAUGACUUCGCACGACCUGGCCAUUCGCAAUCCAAUGACAUUCACACCAGUCGACCUCCAGCCUGUAACCAAGACCUGGCAUCUUCGAGGCCUAUAUUGACACCACAGUCGAGCAUCAUUUCGACACAUAGCAGCCAAGUAUCCGAGCAAGAGUAUACUGGCGCUGCGUUGGAUGACACAGCCAUGGAUACAGAAUUCAACAACCAGAUGACUUACGAUGAUGACGAGGGCAAUAUGAUUGACUAUGAGUCACAAGAUAUCUCUGACGUCUUGCUCUCAAACCCAAAACCAACAACUCAGGACCCUGGGGAACCUCCAUUGCCUGCAGAGGGCAACCCAGCCGCGGAAGAUGGGUCGAUUAUUGGUCAGGGUCUGCAGCGUUCUGAAGGUACAGGACUGUCCCACGCUGGCUACAUUGAGUUCAGUGACGACGAAUUCGCAGAUCCACCAUCUGGUGCGCCCGUCACAAGCAGUCGAAUUAGUCUAGGUGCCAACGACACGACAGCGGACACUCAACCGCCAGAACCGGCAGGAACAAAUGCCAACAUGGAGAGUGCUCUUGGGGAUGAAGAAGACUCGGCUGCUCUCAACCCAGAGACCGAGAGCGUAUUUAAGAGACCUCGAAGGACAAUGAGGAGCAACUCGAGGAGAUUAACUGACUACGAACUUGAACAUAAUGUUCGUAGUUUAGCUCCUGAACCUGCCACCCGACGCCGGACUCUUCCACGGAAACUUGACCUUGGCGGCAUGGAAAACGUGCGUAUCGCUACACCUGUUUCUCUCGCAGACGUGAUGAAUGGUGUCAAAAAGCCUCGCCCUGACCGGAUUAUGCAGAGUACGGAGAAAAUCUUGAACAACGAACUGAUGGAACUUGGACUCGGACAUUGGAUAGGGCUUAGAGAUAAGUCCAGCAAUCCUGAAUACAAGGCGGCCGUAGACGAAGCCAGAGUCCGGCAAAGGGAGAAAAAAAGACUCGAGAUUCUUGCCAGAGUCGGGAUAACUCUUGCACCGGACUCUCAGCAGCCACUGCAUUCAAGCGUCUUUGUGGAUCCCGAACUGACUCAACUACCUAGCCCUUCUCUAGAUGCCAAAGACCAUUCACAGGCCAGCCCUACCGAGGAUAGUAUUCUUGGUGAAUGGGAUCGAAAUGACGCUACAGUGUCUGGGGAGACAGUCGCUCAAAUACAGCAGGUACCAACUACUGAAGCGACUAUACCUCCGGAGACACUUACGACCAUACAGACCCCUCCUGUUGCGAGGACCUCGAGGGCAAGGAAAAGUGACACAAUUGAAACGCCUGCUGAAGAUGAUGAUAUGGGUAUGAAGACACGGAGAAAGCAACGUAGACAAGAAGAGAUCCGAAGAAGAGAUCAACUGGCCCAAGAAGCGUUAGCCAUGGAUUGA
Molecule: messenger RNA, 2400 nt
Organism: Exophiala bonariae
Lineage: Eukaryota; Fungi; Ascomycota; Eurotiomycetes; Chaetothyriales; Herpotrichiellaceae
Exons: 2
Coding region: 1-2400 (799 amino acids)
Source: RefSeq, a predicted model, not a curated record